Messenger RNA from Dermatophagoides farinae (American house dust mite), 2116 nucleotides. It is a transcript of the gene ClpX, whose product is annotated as Caseinolytic protease chaperone subunit. Gene Ontology annotation, molecular function: ATP binding; zinc ion binding; ATP hydrolysis activity. Gene Ontology annotation, cellular component: mitochondrial matrix. Lineage: Eukaryota; Metazoa; Arthropoda; Arachnida; Sarcoptiformes; Pyroglyphidae. The record is from RefSeq and is a predicted model, not a curated record.
AGAAAAAAAAGUUAUAAUGUUUCGCCGAAAUUCAUUUGUUAUAUUGCAGAAUAAUUUCAAAAAUCAUCGUCAUCAUGAAUUCACAACUGUAUCGAAUCAUGAUAGAAAAUGGCGAAUGAAUCGUUCCGAUAAUAGUCCACCAUCACCAUAUAUCAUUUAUAUGAAUCGUCGAUUACAUACAAAUAUUGUGGUUAGAAAAUCUUUUUAUGGAGUUCGUGGCGGUAGCGAUAGCGGUGGUGCUGGUGGUGGUGGUUUCGAUAAAGGACAACCAACAAGUGGGAGUCCAUCGAAUGGUUCUGGUUCAUCGAAUAAAAAUGCGGGCAGCAGCGGUAGUGGUGGUGGCUCCAACAACAAAGACAAGAAUUUUUUAUGCCCAAAUUGUGGCAAUGUUUGUACACAGAUUGAAGAAUUUCUUUCAUCGACACGUUUUGUCAAAUGUGAUAAAUGUGCGAGAUUUUUUGUAAUUCUAUCCGAAAAUGAUUGUAAUAAUCGUACGACUGCCGCUAAAGAACAACAUUCGACGGCAUCCGCUCCGAAUGUACAGAAAACAAAUGAAAAGUUCAAUGUACAACGUAAUCCACCACCGCCAAGAAAAAUUUAUGAAUAUCUGGAUAAACGAAUUAUUGGCCAGAAUAAAGCGAAAAAAGUUUUAUCCGUUGCCGUUUAUAAUCAUUAUAAACGAAUUAAUCACAAUAUAUUAUCACAAUUGAAUAACAACAAUGUUAAUAAUCAGAAUAAUAACAGUAAUCGUAAUGAAAAUAAUGAAGGAUCGAAAAUAAUAAAUAGCAGAGAUGAAUUCAUCAACAUUCCUGGUGCCCAUCCAUUUGGUCUACAUUUACAAAGUUUUCAUCCACAUGACACUGUGGUUAAUUCGGAUAAAUUAUCACAGCAACAACAACAACAACAACAGCAGCAGCAACAACAACAGAAUCGUGGUAGUUUUCUAUUGGAUACAAAUCAAUCGGACAUUCGGUUGGAAAAAUCAAAUAUUUUAUUAUUAGGACCUACGGGUAGUGGUAAAACUCUUCUAGCACAAACUGUAGCCAUCUGUUUGGAUGUUCCAUUUGCAAUUUGUGAUUGUACAACAUUAACACAGGCUGGCUAUGUUGGUGAAGAUAUUGAAUCGAUAAUUGCAAAAUUAUUGCAGGAUGCUAAUUAUAAUGUUGAGAAAGCACAACAAGGUAUUGUUUUUCUUGAUGAGGUCGAUAAAAUUGGUGCCGUACCUGGUAUACAUCAAUUACGUGAUGUCGGAGGUGAAGGUGUACAACAAGGUAUGCUGAAAAUGCUCGAAGGUACAUUGGUAACAAUACCGGAAAGAAAUUCACGCAAAAUGCGUGGUGAACCUAUUGUUGUGGAUACGACGAAUAUUUUAUUCAUUGCAUCCGGUGCAUUCAAUGGAUUAGAUCGGAUAGUUAAUCGACGUAAAAACGAAAAAUAUCUUGGUUUCGGUGCACAAUCAUCCGAAUCACAGGGCCGACGAGCAGCUACUGCAGCUGAUGUUGCUGAUAAUUAUUCAACAGCCGAUUCAUCAUUACUUGAAGAUAUGAUUGAAAAGGAUCAAUUAUUAAAUGCAGUAGAAUCUAGAGAUCUUAUUGAAUUCGGUAUGAUACCGGAAUUUGUUGGCCGAUUUCCUGUGGUAGUACCGUUUCAUAAUUUGACCGAAAAUAUGUUGGUACAGAUUUUGACCGAACCACAAAAUGCAUUGAUACCACAAUUUCAGAAAUUAUUCUCAAUGGACAAUGUUGAAUUGACAUUUGAACCACAAGCAUUGAGAAGAAUAGCUAAAGUGGCUAUGGAAAGAAAGACUGGUGCUCGUGGUUUGCGAGCCAUUUUGGAAAAUGUUUUACUCGAACCAAUGUUUGAAAUACCCGGUACUGAUGUUCGUAAAGUUCAUAUCACCGAAGAUGUUGUGAUGGGUUUGAAAAAAGCUGGAUAUGAAGAUGGUUGUGGCGGUGUGGGAAUGUCCGAUUCAUCAUCAUCAUCAUAUGACAAUGUUCAAGAUAUGGAUGAUAAAGAACGUGCCGUUAAUCCGUGAUUGGAACAUAACAAAACAAAACAAAACAUGGCAAAAUAGGAAAUUUAUAUUUUUUCUUAUUAUAUCGUUGAAUAUUUUUUC